CGCCAGGUGUGGCUGCUGGAGCAGUUCCGGCUCCUCUACACCGUCGGGUACUCGCUGUCCCUGGUGGCCCUGCUGGUGGCGCUGCUGCUGCUGCUGCUGCUCAGGCGCCUGCGCUGCACGCGGAACCUGAUCCACGCCAACCUCUUCGUGUCCUUCGCUCUCCGCGCCGCCGCCAUCCUGAGCCGGGACGCGCUGCUGCCACACCAGGGCCACCAACGGGGCCACCAACAGGGACAGCAGGAGGGACAGCACCCGGGCCACCCCCUGCAGCUGCUGGGACAGCAGGCGGGCCCCGCGUGCCGCGUGGCGCAGAGCCUGGCCCAGUACUGCGUGGGAGCCAACUACGCGUGGGCCACGGCCGAGGGGCUGUACCUGCUGCGGCUGCUGCUGGCCACGCCCACCCGGAGCCGCCUGCCCGUGUUCCUGCUGCUCGGCUGGGGUGUCCCCGUGCUCUUCGUGGUGCCCUGGGUCAUCCUGCGUUACCUGUACGAGAACGAGGGGUGCUGGGAGCGCAAUGAGAAGGCGCCCGUGUGGUGGCUGAUCCGCUGCCCCAUCCUGGCGGCCGUGGCGGUGAACUUCGUGGUGUUCGUGAGGAUCGUGCGCAUCCUGGUGGCCAAGGUGCGCGCGCAGCAGGUGGCGCGCGGGGACACGCGGCUCAGGCUGGCGCGCUCCACGCUGACGCUCAUUCCCCUCCUGGGUGUGCACGAGGUGAUUUUCGCCCUGGCCGGGGAGGGCGAGGGGGGCGGCGGCCUCAGGCUGGCGCGGCUGUGCCUGCACCUGCUGCUCACCUCGGCUCAGGGCCUAGUGGUCAGCGUCCUCUACUGCUUCACCAACAAGGAGGUGCAGGCCGAGGUGCGGCGGGGGUGGCAGCGGUGCCGGAUGGGGGUCCCCGGCCCCCCCAGGGCCCCCCCGAGGGCUCAAUCGCGACGGGGGCAGCGCCGGGCGGCCGAGAGCGGCUGCUGA
Messenger RNA from Zonotrichia leucophrys gambelii, 963 nucleotides. Its product is annotated as gastric inhibitory polypeptide receptor-like. Gene Ontology annotation, molecular function: peptide hormone binding; gastric inhibitory peptide receptor activity; G protein-coupled peptide receptor activity. The record is from RefSeq and is a predicted model, not a curated record. Gene Ontology annotation, biological process: cell surface receptor signaling pathway; adenylate cyclase-modulating G protein-coupled receptor signaling pathway. The annotation marks the transcript as partial. Gene Ontology annotation, cellular component: plasma membrane. The transcript is spliced from 9 exons. Lineage: Eukaryota; Metazoa; Chordata; Aves; Passeriformes; Passerellidae.